Messenger RNA from Helianthus annuus (common sunflower), 2442 nucleotides. Its product is annotated as ABC transporter G family member 12. NCBI's taxonomy places the organism in Eukaryota, Viridiplantae, Streptophyta, Magnoliopsida, Asterales, Asteraceae. Gene Ontology annotation, molecular function: ATP hydrolysis activity; ATP binding; ABC-type transporter activity. The transcript has 9 exons. Gene Ontology annotation, cellular component: membrane. The record is from RefSeq and is a predicted model, not a curated record. Bases 91 to 2175 code for a protein of 694 amino acids.
AAGUACAAAUUAAGUGUUUUUGACCAUUUUACCCUCAAUCAUUUACAUAUUAUGUAGAUGUGUAAGAAUUGAAGCAUUUAUUUAUUACAAAUGAAAGAUAGAAGAUACAUAGUGCAAGAAGGGAUGGAGAUAGAUGAGGUGACAAUGGUUGAUGUUAAAGGAGAAGAGAAAUCAAUGGAAGAUGAUGGGGAUGGAUGCAUUGCUGAUGUUUACUUGAUGUGGGAAGAUUUGGCAGUCGUGCUUCCGAACCAUGAUUCAAAGAAACACACACGGCGGAUACUAAAUGACGUCACUGGUUUUGCUCAGCCUUCAAGGAUCUUGGCAAUCCUGGGUCCUUCUGGUUCUGGAAAAUCCACCCUUCUUGAUUCUUUAGCAGGAAGACUAGCCAGAAAUGUUAUCAUGACGGGGAAUAUUCUUUUCAACGGAAGGAAAAAGAGACUCGACUAUGGUGCUGUUGCUUAUGUGACCCAAGAGGACAUACUACUCGGAACCCUCACGGUUAAAGAAACACUCAUCUACUCGGCAAAACUACGGCUACCUGGAAGCCUAAACAAACAUCAAGUUAAUGAGAUUGUUGAUCGAACAAUUAUGGAGAUGGGCCUUCAAGACUGUGCUCAUAAUCUCAUUGGCAACUGGCAUUCCAGAGGAAUAAGCGGUGGUGAGAAGAAGAGACUCAGCAUUGCACUUGAAAUCCUGACUCGACCAACCCUCUUGUUUCUAGAUGAACCCACCAGCGGCCUUGAUAGCGCAGCGGCUUUCUUCGUCAUUCAGACGCUUAGAAACAUGGCUCGAGAGGCCAACCUGACCAUUGUGUCCUCGAUCCAUCAACCGAGCAGUGAAGUCUUUGCACUCUUUGAUGACCUGUUUUUGUUAUCAGGUGGUGAAACAGUCUUCUUUGGUGAAGCCAAAAUGGCAUUGAAGUUCUUUUCUGACGCCGGAAUACCAUGUCCGAGUAGAAGAAAUCCUUCAGAUCACUUUCUUCGUUGUAUAAAUUCAGACUUCGAUAGGGUGAAUGCAACUUUGCAAGGUUCUCAAAGGCUUCGGGACAGGAAAACCAUCUCCACCACUCAUGCAUUGACAUCCGAGACCAAAGCAAUGCUUGUUCAUAAAUACAAGUGCUCAGAGUAUGCAACAGCUGCAAGAACAAGAAUUCAAGAAAUCUCAUCCAUAGAAGGGCUUACAUUUGAAGCACAAAGUGGGAGCCAAGCAAGUUGGUGGAAGCAACUUACAACAUUAACCAAAAGAUCUUUCGUUAACAUGUCUAGAGAUAUUGGAUACUACUGGUUGAGGAUAGUGGUCUAUCUAGCUGUUUCACUCUGUGUAGGCACAGUAUUUUUCAACGUGGGCACGAGCUACCAUGCGACAUUGGCACGUGGAGCUUGUGCAGGAUUCAUCUCGGGUUUUAUGAUUUUCAUGUCCAUUGGAGGCUUCCCUUCAUUCAUCGAAGAAAUGAAAAUCUUCCACAGAGAGAGGCUUAAUGGACACUAUGGAGUAGGCGUGUUUAUGCUCUCAAACUUCAUCUCUUCUAUCCCAUUCUUGACAAUGAUGGCGUUUGUUACUGCUAUUGUAACAUAUAACAUGGUCAAAUUUCAAUCGGGUUUCUCCCAUAUCACGUACGCCUGCCUUGAUCUUCUCUUCUCCAUUGCUGUGGUAGAAAGUUGCAUGAUGGUUAUUGCUUCACUUGUUCCCAACUUCAUGAUGGGAAUCAUUACUGGUUCUGGUUUUAUUGGUAUUAUGAUGAUGACUGCAGGAUUCUUCCGUCUACCGCCUGAUCUUCCCAAGCUGUUUUGGCGGUAUCCGGUUUCCUACAUCAAUUCUAUGUCAUGGGCGCUACAGGGAGCAUUGAAGAAUGACAUGAUUGGAAUAGAAUUUGAUGGUCCAUUUGAAGGGGAUGCAAAACUAUCUGGUGAAUUCAUCCUAACCACCAUGCUUGGGAUUUCAGUUGAACACUCUAAGUGGUGGGAUUUAGCAGUUGUUGUCGCCAUUCUCAUCGCCUACAGAUUGCUAUUCUUCGGCAUACUAAAGUUUAAAGAAAGAGCUACACCUAUAUUUCGCAAACUAUACGCAAAGAGAACACUGAAACAUCUCAACCAGAGGCCUUCUUUCAGGAAAACAUCGUCCCAACCGAUCUGUUCUUUAUCUUCUCAGGAAGCUCUAAAAUCCUCACUGCAUUAGACAUACUGAUCAGUUUACAAGCCUAGGUAUAUGUAUUAAUAAUAUUUUAGUCAAAGACCUACAAAUCAAACCCACUAUUUCUGUGCUCAAUCCAAGAUCUUAAUUUUCGCUUUUAGCGUUAAUUCCAAGGUGGGCAAAAAUCAUUUACAGUUAAUGGUGAGUAAAGGUGGAAUAAAGACUAAGGUAAUCACGGGUUGCAUGAUAACAGUUUCGUUUAUGUUUUGAUGACUGCAUUCAAGUUUUUAUUAGUAAGUUCCAUUUUAUUUA